UUGAAUUACAUUUUUCCUCUAGAUCUAAAAGAAGAAUUUAAUUUUAACUUAGAAGACUUUCAACAAAUUCAAAGUAAACGUUCUGCUGAAUAUGACCAAUGAAAUAAGUCAAUAACUGUUAUUUUGAUUAACAGUUAAAUAGUUAUAAAAUAACAGUUACCGCGUUAAUAAUACUUAUCACUACUAGACAGGCUUUACGUAAUUUUAGCAUUUUCGUGUUACGAACUGCUGUCUCAGUAGACUCAACGAAGUUUCAAAUCCGUACGCCAAAGUAAUUUCUGACAAUGGGCUUCGUGCGGUUAGUACAUUUGCAGAGGACUAGAGACAACCCACUGAUAUGGUUCGCUGUCAAGACCACUCUCGCAAGCGGUAUUGUUUAUUAUAGCAUUCAGCAGGGUCUAUGGUCCAAAUCCGAAGACAGCGUACAAUUGUACGGAAAGGUCUACAAUAAUGUUGCUCCUUAUAUCAAAGAUAACAUUCCUAAAGAAGUUCUAAGUGAGCUUCCACCAAUGCUGAGUACUAAUGAGCUCUGCAACUCUGCAAAAUCAACAUGGAAUAAAGGAGUCAUAGCAAGUAUGAAAUUCGUAUCUGAAACUCCUAGUCAUGUGAGCAAUGGCAUGCAAAGUCUUUCAACAACCAUAGGACAUUAUAUAGAACAACAAAGUGCAGCUGAAAAAAGUCAAUAGUAUGAGCGAUUUCUAGUUUUAUUUUGUGGAUUUUAGGCAAAUGUUAUAAUAACAAUGCCAUUAAAUAUUGAAAUAUAUUAUUUUUGCCAUAUAUAUCUACUUACACUGUAAAUUAUAUAUUGAUUCUCUUUUUAAUUUAUUAUAUAUGCAAUAAAAAUAUUUUAUCAGGUGUUAA
Molecule: messenger RNA, 861 nt
Organism: Odontomachus brunneus
Lineage: Eukaryota; Metazoa; Arthropoda; Insecta; Hymenoptera; Formicidae
Exons: 3
Coding region: 285-686 (133 amino acids)
Biological process (GO): cristae formation
Cellular component (GO): mitochondrial crista junction; MICOS complex
Source: RefSeq, a predicted model, not a curated record